Molecule: messenger RNA, 1287 nt
Organism: Trichomonas vaginalis G3
Lineage: Eukaryota; Parabasalia; Trichomonadida; Trichomonadidae
Product: female pronucleus assembly
Exons: 1
Source: RefSeq, a predicted model, not a curated record
AUGUUUUUCUUGAUUCCUUUAUCUUUAUCAGCAUGUGAAACCUAUGAUUUCAAUGUGAAGUAUGGUGUUUAUCAAACUGUUACGUUCACAGCAGAACAAACGACGUUUUGCAAAACAAUCAAUUUUCAGUAUACACAACGAACUGCACCACAUAUGUAUAUUCGAUGGGAUUUCCCAACAGCGAGCGGUGAUCAUACCGUUGAAAAACAAAAUAUUCCACAAAGUGUAAAACAAAUUCAAAGUGUCAAAACAAUAGAAGAUUAUUCAAUUGUCGAUUUAUACAAGUCAUCUACACUUAAUAUCGAAUUAUCAGUCACGGGAAAAGUUCAAUUCAGUUUCGUUGCUUUUGAUAGUGAACCCGGCCAACAAACGACGAUCCUUUCAUGGUGGGGCAAAGAUUACAUCGAAAUUGGUCAAUACGAUUCAUAUAAAUUCCAAUGGAAAGAGAACCAUAUAUACAACUUUGUUAGUAUGUUCGACACAGUUGUUUCUGCUUCGAUUUAUGGUUCAAAUGACCGCGAUGUCAGUGGCAAAUAUACAUAUAGAUACAAUUCAUACAGUUACAGUGGCACAUUUAGUUCAGAACUCACUCUCAAAGGUUCAAAAUUUUUUGCAGUCAGUGUUAACUACACUAGUGGCAGAUAUGUUUCUAUAGGAUUCAACGGAGAAAACAAUGAUGGAUAUCGACUCAUUUUAUAUCCAGACUCAACAAAAAUUGAUAAUUCAACUCCAAAUCUUCCACCACCACCAACAUCAACACCAACACCAACGAAAACACCUCUAAGUGAAGAAGAAUCAGAUAAACCAUGGAGCUUGUUCGAUGCCCCAGUUCUAGCAUUUCUUGCUAUCUAUGCAAUUUUUAUUGCUGCAACUCUUUUCUUAAGUACCAUUGUAUGCUGUAUAUUUCCAAACAGACUAUACAGAUCUGGUUUCCAGUUUCCUCGGUGCUUCUGUUGCUGUUGCAGAUCAACUUACCAAACAAUUGCAAAAUUUUAUGAGAAGCACCAAUAUGACCGAUGUGGUGAAUGUGACUGCUGCUAUGAUGAAAAUCAUGAACGCAAGUGCAUUUCCUGCGAUUGCGCAUAUCGUGAAUGUGACUGUUGCGACACAGAUAGCGUUGAAGGAGCUCUAGCUAUGGUGCUCGGUGUGGGGUGCAUCCUAGCUGGCAUAAUGUUAAUAUUAUAUCAAUUUAUCAUAAUUUACAUAAUCCUCCACUUAUUUAUUUCAUGCGGAGCAGAAGAAAGAAAGUUCGAGAAAAAUGGCCUUAAAGAUGAUUCAACAGAUCAG